This is a messenger RNA of Alligator sinensis (Chinese alligator), 9531 nucleotides long. RefSeq names its product ELM2 and Myb/SANT domain containing 1 (gene MIDEAS). The coding region runs from base 2922 to 6287 and encodes 1121 amino acids. The transcript is spliced from 14 exons. Gene Ontology annotation, cellular component: transcription regulator complex; histone deacetylase complex. Gene Ontology annotation, biological process: regulation of transcription by RNA polymerase II; negative regulation of DNA-templated transcription. Gene Ontology annotation, molecular function: transcription corepressor activity. Lineage: Eukaryota; Metazoa; Chordata; Crocodylia; Alligatoridae. The record is from RefSeq and is a predicted model, not a curated record.
UCAAUUUUAGGAAGAAUUUUCUCACUAGGAGGGUAGUAAAACACUGGAACAGGUUACCCAGAGAGAUUGUGGAAGCUCCAUCCUUGGAGGUUUUCAAGGCCUGGCUAGAGAGCCUUGUCUGGAAUGAUCUACGGUAAAAGCUUUGUUAACCGGGAUUCUACUGUCUGGAAUACUCUAUUAACUGGAAUUUCUGGCUGGCUGACCGCGGGGGAGACAUGGUGGUGAGUGGGAAAGCUAGCAUGUGGAGGCUGCUGCUGCUGCCACUGCCACCCUUCCUCCCCUUCCCCCCCCCCCCCGCGCGCUCGCUGCUCCACGUGUAGCUGCUGCUGCCACCCCUUCUGCCCUGUCCUGCUUGGCAGGGGGUUUCAAAAAGGUUGAAAACCACUGGCUCAGAUAACUGGAAUUUUUAGAUACCUGGCACCCCCUUACCCCACUCAUGCCUCUUGACACAGCUCUUACUGUAUUUGGGGAUAGUCCUGCUUUGAGCAGGGGGCUAGACUAGAUCUCCUGAGGUCCCUUCUAACCGUAACUUUCCAUGAUUCUAUAGGAUAUUCUUGAGGCUUAUAGAUUGAGGAAGGAUAUGAUAAAAGUUCCCUCUAGUAAUUGGAAUGUGGAAUUUCUAAGCCGUGUUGAGAGGCUGAAUAGGGUAGAAUAAGGAGUACAGCCCAUAGCAGGUGAAUGGAUAGGCAAAGGUAGCAUGUAGCACUCCUGGUAAAUUUUUUGGGCCUUUUCUACAUGGAAAAAUAUACUUUUCUUUUAAACUAACUUAGUUAAAUGAACAACUUCAUGUAGACAAGUUUUCAGCCCUUUGUUGUUCGAGGGUAGGUGGAUUUUAGUGCCAUGUGUUGUUUUGUAUGUGCUUUUUAAAAAAAUAAGGCUCUGAAUGUUCUGUGGAUAGUAGCAUUUGGUGAUGCAGAGAGCAGAUGUUUACUGCAGAUCCCUCAGCCAGAAUUCUCCCCAAUGCUCCCUUCUACUGCUGUACUGUAGACUAGUUUGUGGCUGCAAGAGUACUGCAUGUCUGUAGCUUGAAAUGCUUCUGUGGAGGGAUCCUGUAGCAAGAAAGUCUUUCAAAGUUUAAAAUACUGAUAAGAGUAUUGUGGGAAGUACAAGAGUAAGGCAGGCUAUGGAAAGGAAGUCUUCUGAAGAAAAGUUUGAGAGGCUUUUCACUUAGAAGCCAGUAGUAUGCAAAAUGGUUAACCAGGUAUGUAGUGAGAGCUGUAGACUUUAAGUUAAUUUAAGUCCUAUCUGUCCUCCACCCAUUGUAAAAACAACAAUGUAAGGUGUCAUACACUUGAGGUUAGACACCGUUUCUGUAAGGGAGCAUGGCCUGGGGUCCAGCUAUGAUGCAGUCUGCAGCAAGAGGCAUUCUUUGCCCUUGGGCAGAGGAGCACUAAGCCUAGCAACAUACUGCAGAUGCCUUCUGUAAGCCAUUUUACUGUGCAAUUGCAGGAUGACUGUUGUACUGAAAUUUAACGAACUGGUAACUGACCAGGAUGAUGAUAAUAUGAGGUCAUUCCCAGGCCUUAGGGAGGGGAACCUGCAUAGUCAUUAAGCCAGCAGAGCUGAGCAGUGUAAGUUACCAGUUGGUAGCUUCCAUCAAGUAUAAGGAUGCUGUAGCCUGCACAUAGAUAACUUCUGUUCAAACUAUGAAGUAUUCUUAUUUUAAAGAUACAGCAACAGAAGUUUUAAAGAUAAAGGACACAGAGUUUUUUGUGCGUGUGCAUGAAGAAGAGCUGAAGGGCUGAUUAUGCAACAUGUUUAGCUUCAGAAAUAAGAGAAGCCUUAAAUCUAGGUCCUUUUUAACUUUUCUGGAGGUCUCUUUUGUUAUAUGAGAUCUUACAACUUAACUGAAGUAGUAUCAGAUUUUAAUUUUGGCAAAUAUUCUUUUUCCAAAAUGUCUUAAAUUAAAUAGACUAAGAAAUUGCUUCCCUACUCAGUGGCUCAGUUUUUGCAAUAUUUUGAUUUUUGUGAUGUCAUAACUACACUCAUUUUUCAAUUGCCAUCAUUCUUGAGUAGAAAAGAAAAGUGUAUAAGAGAACUCAGCAGAAAAAAGCCUUUAAGCCUCUCUGUACCCACUAGAAAGACUCAAGGCUCUUUUCCCUUUUGUUGGGUCCCUUUUGAUCUUCUUUUGUAACUGUUGCUUUCAUGUUUCUGUUGCUUCUCUUCUGUAGCUAACUACAUCUCCAAGCUGCAUGCCACUGCAUACACUGCAUUGAAUGCAUAAGAGUCUUUGUCUAAUAAUGGAAUAAGGGAGCCAAGGUCCAGGGUUGGAGAGUUACUCAACAUUAUAACAGUGGAGGCCUUUGCAAGCCUGAGAUCCCUAUUUUAAAAGGCCUUAAUUCUUGGGUUUACCCUGCACAGACCAUCUACUUAUACAAGCCGGUUAAUAGAGCACGCCAGUUAAUAAAGUGCCAGAUAGCACAGCUUUUACUGUAGUAGUAAGAGGCUUCAGCUACACUUCAUAUUGGCGUCAGCUGUAUAUUGGGAAACUACAACUUUGUUUUGUCUGCUAGCUCUUAGACAGUCCUUAUUGUCUCCACCUAGGCACCGGAGAUCAGAAAGAACCUAUCUUAAAGUUCAGACAUGUAGAUGGAAAGCUGGUUUGAUGGUUUCAAAAGAGAGUCCUGUUGGUUUUGCUCGCUUCCCUAAGUCAUCAGGAGUUUGUAACCCCCAGCCUGUGGGCCAUCUCUUCAUAAUAGGUACUGCGACUAAGUGGACUUCAUUGUCAUCUGAACUGGAAAGGAUAGGCAUAGUACGAGGAGAGGGGGGAAGCACGCAAGGAAUGCACAGGGGAGGUUCUUCCAUCUGGACUUGUAAUAAAUUGUUAUCGUUGGAACUGAGAAAGUGAGCCUUUUUGGUUCUCCCCUGACUUGGAGAUGGGUGUGUUGUAAUUCUGUUUUUACCGGGGAGAAAACUGAACCAUGAAUCUUCAACAGAAGUCUUCAAACAAGAGGGCUGGGAAACGGAUUGCUUAUUUUAAUGAGCAGGAUAUAGCUGUGCCAUCAAAAGAACUUCAGCACCAGCUUAAGGAAGGACAGUACUAUGGACAUGGAGGGAAUAUACCUACCUCCCAAGCUAUGGAAUUUACUAAUGCAGGGGUAUUACCUGGUGCACCCAACAAUGUUGCCUUGAUGAACUCAGUAUAUCCUUCAGAUAGGGCGGAGUCGAUGAUGAUGUCCCAGCCAGUGACUGCUGUCAAAUGGCAAAACUCCUUGAUGGGGAGCCGGUUGCCAGAUAGGUGUGAUUCCAAUUGGCAGCCGUCACCUGCAAUGUGGAACCACAACAUGGCCUAUGGGGGCCACCAGAAAGGCACCCAUCCCAGUGCUGGUGCCCCAGGGUUCUAUGGCCAUCCUGGCCCCCUGAAAAGAAGCCAGGAAAAGGGGGUGGUGGUUUCCCAGUUUGAACUUUAUGAGGAUGCUGUCCAGCAGAUGAUGUCCCAGAAAAUUCAGUUAGAACAGCAAGCAUUGGUCAGGCAGCAAGCACAAAUGAAUUCGUUCCAUCAGAUGCAGAAGCAGCAGCAGAGUCAGAGUCUACCUUUACAGCCUUUUCAGCUUGCAUUUGGUCACCAAGGCCAGAAGCAAGGUCUUCCUGAGUUGUUACAUGUCUUUCAAGAAGCCCCAACUUGUGGCCCAACCUUUACCACCCAGCAGAAACAGCUUCCUCAGUUGCAGUUGUUUGAAAACUUCUAUCCACAACAGCAGCAACAACAGGCUGCCACACAAGCCUUCAGCCUCCAGCAAGCUACUUCCAUAGCACAGCCUCACGUGGCAGCAGCAGCACCCCAGCAUCAUAUGAUGGCCCACCAGUUUCAGCAGACUGAGAGAAACCAAGAGCUAUUCAAGGCUCUAACAGAGCAGAACCAACAGACUGUGCUACCUCAGACCCAGUUGUCCUUUCCAAGGAGGUCACGGAGACUCUCCAAAGAAGGGAUUUUGCCAACAUCCUCUGCAGGAGAAGUAUUGCCUUCUAAGCCAGUGGCAGAACAAUCUAGCAAUCUGUUCCUGCACCACUGGCAAUCGCAGCAACAGCAGCAAGAGGUUCAAGUGCAGCAUCACCCUGAGAUACUGGGCCACAGCAAGGGGAGCUAUCUGCAGCCCACAAGAAUGGAUCUUGGACAGAAGGAGACCCUGCUUAACAGUGAGAUGACCCAGCCUGAAACAGAGAAACCAGCUGCAUCACAGAAUGGCAGGGAUGAAGAGAAGCAGGUGGCAACAAGUGAAGAAAGCACACGGAGAGUGAGUGACUUUUCAGGUGUGAGAGGUGGUGUCAUUCAGAGCACCCGGAGAAGACGGCGUGUCUCUCAAGAGGCCAACUUGCUAACCUUGGCUCAAAAGGCUGUUGAGCUGGCUUCUCUCCAGGAUGUCAAGGAGUCGGAUACCUCAGAAGAGAAGAAGAGUGCUGCAGCAGCAGCAGAACCGCCAGCAGCAAAAAGCGUUGUGGAAUUUGCCAGCUCUUCACCAGUCUCCAAAAGAGCACGGGAAGAUAGCAACCUUGUGCCUCUUAUCAUUCCUGUGUCUGUGCCAGUGAGGAAAGUUGAUUUGCAGGACUUUGGGAGGGAAAAGGGUGAAGAAGGGAAACUCCAGAGAGUCCAGGCAAAUGAUCGAGGUCCUUUUGAACGCAAGCCUUCUGUGAUUGUCACCCGAAGAAGGUCCAAUCGCAGUACCAACAUGGAAAACUCACUCCAGCCUGAAGAUGCUGUUCCAAAGGAUGAAGCAGAGAACUUUGCUCGGAAGCCGAAGCAGCGCCCCAGACCUGAGCCACUUUUCAUACCGCCAAAAGCUGGCACCUUCAUUGCUCCUCCAGUCUAUUCCAACAUCACUCCAUAUCAGAGUCACCUACGCUCACCUGUCCGCCUAGCAGAUCAUCCUUCUGACAGGAACUUUGAGCUACCUCCUUACACUCCACCACCAAUACUUAGCCCAGUGAGAGAAGGGUCUGGGCUCUAUUUUAAUGCCAUCCUCUCAUCUAGUGGCCACACAGUUCCACCUCCAGCAACUCCAAAAAGUGCUCACAGAACUCUACUCAGAUCUAAUAGUUCAGAAGUCACUCCUCCUGUCCUUUCAGUAAUGGGGGAAGCUACGCCAGUCAGCAUUGAACCGCGAAUCAAUGUGGGAACUCGGUUUCAAGCAGAAAUCCCACCCCUCCGAGACAGAGCUUUGGCAGCAGGUGAUAAACAUAAGGCAGACUUGGUGUGGUGCCCUUGGGGAGAUCUUGAGAUCAACAAGACUAAUCAAGAAAAUGUGGAAAAUCUGUUAGCUGCUGCCUGUUCAAGUAUUUUUCCUGGGGCUGGUACAAAUCAGGAGCUGGCACUGCACUUCUUGCAUGAAACAAAGGGAAAUGUUCUGGCUGCUUUGAGCAAACUGUUGCUGAAGGGGCCAGGGCGACCACCAGUCCAUCCCUUGGCUGACUACCACUACACAGGAUCAGACAAGUGGAAAGUUGCAGAGAAGAAACUUUUCAACAAAGGCAUUGCAAUCUAUAAGAAAGACUUUUUCCUGGUCCAGAAACUUAUUAAAACCAAGACAGUGGCCCAAUGUGUGGAGUUCUACUACACAUACAAAAAACAAGUGAAAAUUGGUCGGAAUGGGACCUUAAUCUUUGGGGACAUUGAUGUUGCUAAUGAGAAGUCUGUGAAAGAUGAAGCUGAAAUUGAUAUUAAGAGCUCCCAUAGGUUUGCACGUGUUCUUCCUCCCAGAAGAGUUAUUUACAAUGAGGACCAUGGGCACAUGGUGGAAGAGAAUGAGGAGGAGGAAGAGGAGACUGAAGAGAAGGUGAUUAAGGAGGCAGAAGAGCUGGAUGACAGAAAAAAGAGUACAGCAUUUCCCAAAGAUGCACAAACACUACAAGCCAAUGAAAUGGUCAGUGAAGUCAUCAGUUUAAGCAGCCAUGAGGCUAAUGCACCAGGAGAAGCCAGUGGUAGAACUGGAAGAAAGCCUAAAGAAGCAACAGUUAAGUUUCGGAAAACUCUUCCCCCAGGACAGAGGAGGAGGCGGAAACAGAAGAUAAAGCCAGACCUCACUGCUAAAAUGCAAAAUGAGGAAAGCACGUUUCCAUGUAAAAAAUGUGGAAGGGUUUUCUACAAGGUGAAGAGUCGCAGUGCCCAUAUGAAAAGCCAUGCUGAACAGGAGAAGAAGGCAGCAGCACUCAAGCAGCAGGAGAGAGAGGCAGCAGCAGCAGCAGCGGUAGCAGCAGCCCAAAGCCAGGCACAGCAGGAGGAGAGCAGCGGCAGCAGGAGCAGCAGUGGCAGCAGUAGUAGUGGCAGCUCCGAUGAGGACAGGGAGAUUUAGCGACAAGCCAGAAGAGGAGGGAGUAGCCAGGCUGGACCCAACAGGGCAGUGCAGGUCAAUACUCCAUGUGUUUGCUUCCUUUGCUGCACUUUCCUCGUUGGAACAGAGGUCUACCUGGCCUCAGUGUUGCCACUUCCUCAUCCCACAUGCUUCACCUCGAUUUGCCUGAACAAACCGAGCCAAACCAGUGGAUAAUGGAUCUGUGUGAACUUGAAUAUUCUUUUUUACAAAUAAGAUUUAUAUUUUAUUUAUGAAGAGACCCUGAGGUACUCAGUAGAAGUCAUCCAGAGUGGAAUUCAGUUCUCCAUCAGGUCAAUCAGACUUUUCCCUAUGUGCUUUCUCGGAUCUGUGUUGACAAGACCCUUUAUUAGAUCCCUAUAAAGCCUUACAAACCUGAGCAGGAAGAAGGAUAUUCUGCUCAGAGACGCACAGCAUUUAGUUACUGUGAUGCUGGCAGUGGAUAGAGCUUGCCUUCCACAGCAAAUCCUCUUUUCUGUCAUUUCUCUUCCUGCUUUCUGCCAGGGGUGUUCUCCACGCUCUCUGCUGGCUUUGCUGAAUGAGACAUGGCUUAGUGAAACAGGUGCAAAAAGAGAAGGCAAAGCCCCGCCCUCUCCUGGAGAGAGAGCAUUUUUUAUUUUUCUGUAGCAGGUGAGAUACCUGCUGGGUUUUUGGGGGUUUAUUUUUUGUCGGGGGAGGGAAUCUGUGCCAUAAAGAGUCCUGCAGUGGACGCGAAGCAUCCUGUGGGAUGAGAGCAGCAGUGCAGCUCAAAAGUCCUGCUACGUUGCAUAUAGAAAACAAAGCAAUUGAUCUUAGCUCACUUUUUUUGAAAAAUCUGGUUCCCCACACAUAUCAAGUUGAAAGUGGUGGGUGACCUUUUGAGCUUUAACUUGUUACAGAGGCAGUGAGGUUGUUCUAAUGAGGCUUGAACCAAGAUCCCAAUGUUUUUAUGGAUGGACUUUGGUCUCCUGAUGUUUCCUUAAUCUCCUACCCCAGAUGCUCCUUUCCUUCUCCUGGUGGCCUUCCCCCAUUCUUUUGUGUGGUCUACAAAUGGCCAUCCCUUAGAUUAUGCUCCAGGAGUAGUGAGAUUUUAAAUGCCUUAUUUAUAUAAAUAUCCUCAAAGGGAAUAUUCAUUUAAAAGAGAUGUGGCAGCAUGUACUGUAUGUAGGAAUGUCCUUCUCUUUAUUCCCACGCAGUAGUUGGACAGCGGAGCUUGUUGGGCUCUCCUGUCAUGACCCCCUCUUCUGGUGAAAUGCAUUCUCUUUUGCAGAGCUGCAGAAGAGCCACUAGAUAUGUAUAGAUCCCCAGUAUCAAACAGGGGCCAACAAGCCUGGUGUUGCAACAGAAGUUAAAGAAGGCAAAACACAGGUCAUUUGACAUGAAUGUUAAUAUUGUACAGGAUUUCUCCAAAUGUUAUACAUAUUCGACUUAUCAUUUUAUGUCAUAAAACUGUAUGAACCUAGGUGUUUUCUUGGGCUGCAUACAGAAUUGUCUUCUGGACACUGCAGAGGAAUGUAAUUAUUGCUUUUGUAGAGAUCAAGAUAGCCACAUCCACCUUCACUGGAGGUGUAACUGAAGAGAACCAUCGGAUAAGAGGGGGCCAAUCCUGGGGUCAGGCAUCAGCUGUAUCGCAAGGAACUUGUAAAUCCAGAAAGCUGUUUCUCCCUCUCACCUCUAGUAGAACAUCUUGUGUUGAUGUUUGUUGCAUUUAAUUGCUUGAGCAAAGAGGUGUGGUCAGGAACAUUGCCACCUAGGCCUGGUAUAGCAUUUUCCAUCAGUAGAUCUCAAAGGAGAUCAGAUCAGUAUCACUAUCCUUGUUGUUUACAUGUUGGGAAGCCAAGAUCCAGAGGUGAAGCAAUUUGUGUGAGGUCACUGAGAAGGUGAAUAGCGGAGCCAGGAGUAGAACCCAGUCCCAGUCCAGCUCUAUAGCGACGAGGCAGCACUGACCCUGUAAUAAGCACUGACCCUGUAAUAGUGUGGCUUUGAAUUUCCAGCUUGCCAGUUCCACACAGUGAAAAUCAGAUCAACCACCUGUGGCUCAACAGUGCCAUCUGCUGGGCGGACUGACUGGCUAAUGGUCUGUUCAUUCCUGAGCAGGGCUGGUUCCCAUAAAAUGAGCAGGCUACUUGAUGAUCCAGCUGACUUGCUGUUAAACUUCAAGCAAGAGAAUGCCUCUGUGCUUGCCCAACUACAGAGCAAUGCAGGACAAACUGAAGCCUGUCAGCUCCGUGACCUUCUCUUGCCAUAUGGCACUGGAGCUUCCUAUACACUGAAAUUUGGGCCUGACUUGCACCUGCAUUAUUUCACUGCCUAUUUAUGUCCUUGGGCCAUAUAUUUGAUUACCCUACAAGUUAAGGUGUGCAGCUGUGUUCACCUUCUUAGCAACAGAAAAGAUAGCUUCUUUUAAGUAAGAAUAAACAUGGUUAAUAGGGAAAUGUUUUCUUUUUAAAUAUUAACUUUUACUACUGAAAAAAUGCCCCCUUACCUUUGUAACCCAAUGUUUUCCUUAUGUACCAAGCCUCAGCUUGUACCAGGGAUCAAAAGACCAAAUUCCAGCCUAGAUUCCGUCUUUCCCUGUACAGUCGCAUACAACUUGGUCCAUUGCAGGAUUUGGAUGACUGUUCCUUUGUCCCUCUGUGAAACCAGCCUUGUCUGGAAUGAGGGCAGGUGGCAAAUCCUGUGCUGUUGAAAUCCAUUAGCAAACUGGAGAGAAUCAAAAGUAAACAUUUAUUUAAAAAAGAAAAAAGCUCUAGCAAACCAAUCUUCCCAUUAGGAGUUUAAAUUUAAUUAAUAAGUCUUUCUUUUGGAAACUGGAGAUGGCACAUGCUUCAUGCUGUCCCUAGCCCUGGUGAGGAAGCAGCUGUCUACUGCAUUUCAAUUUAAGUAACUUUACUUCUGAAUUCUUCUCACUUGCGUUGGUUCCAUUUUGAGUGUUGUGCUUAAUAGUGUUGUAACCUUUUAUUGGAUCUUAUCCUUUAGUAUGGCAGCUGCUUCUGGGAGUUUGGAAAGUCCUUUCUGGCUAUCAGGUUCUGGAAAUAGUGGAGUGGUGUAAUAAAUUAAAAAGCAAGUAGGGCACUUUGUGCAUUUAAAAAAAUAAUUCUAAAAGUACUGCAGAACACGCUAUGUUAGAAGGGAGGAAUAGGUUGCAAUCGGACCUAGACAGGUUACAGGGGUGGGCAGAUGAGAACAGGACGGGUUUCAACACUGACAAGUGCAAGGUACUGCACCUGGGGAGGAAGAACCAGCA